AUGCUUGCGUCAACAACGCAAGAUACUGUGGAUAAUGCAAAUGAUAGCAUUCAGAAAGAGUUAUCAUCACCUGCAAAACUUACUCCUCCACUAUUAACAUUAAGUACAGAUGAGUAUUAUAAUGUUAUUCAACAACAAUAUGGAGGUCUUUGGGGAAAAUUUAAAUUUGAAGAUUCUCUUGGUGAUUUUUCUGGCGAGGCUCGACCAUUUCUUUAUGUUGAUAGUAGUAUUGAUUUAUAUGUUCUACGUCAGUUCAUGGUCAAGGAAUGGAAAUUAAAACCACCAAAUUUAGUUAUACCUAUUCUUAGUGCUAUUACAAGUCGUAAAGCAAUCAGAAAUCUUAAAAUGAUUGAAACAAUAAAAAAUGGCAUGAAAAAUGCUGCAAAUGCUUCUGAAGUAUGGUUUAUAACAAAUGGUCUUGAUGUUGGUUUGCCACAAUAUAUUGGAACUGCUUUUCGAGAAGAAAUUGCAAUGAGACGAGCUGAUGAUGCAUGGGCAAUACAGAUGAAUCGUGAUGCAAAAAAACGUAAAGCAUUAGUUUUAAUUGGAAUUGUUUGUGAUGAUGAAUUUCACGAUUUUAUUGAUUUCAAACCAGCAAAAGACAAACCAAAAAGGGAUGUUAAAGUACCAAUGCGUAAACGUGAACAAUUAUCAUUAAACAGUGAUCAUACACAUUUUAUUAUAAUUCGUGAACAACCUAUUGGUUCUAGUUCAAUAAAUGAUUCAGAGAAAAAGCCUGUUAAAAAUGAUGCUGGGGAAAAACUGUUAGAGAAAUUAACUGAUGCAGCUAAUAGUAGUACAAAUAAAUUUCGUGAGCGUUUAGAAGCUUUUAUACAUCAAGAAGCAUCACCACCACCCAUCAUAUCUUCCACUGGAUCACCACCAGCAACAACAACCGAUGCUGCAGCAGUAGCAUCGAAUAAACCUGAUCCAUGGAGUGAAGAUGGUUUUCCAAUGGUAUGUACAUUAGUUCGUGGUAUGCCAGGAACUAUUGAACUUGUAUAUCGAAAAAUUCAACAAGAAAUUCCUGUAAUAAUUUUGAAAGGAACUGGAUCAGCUGCUGAUAUAAUUACAUUUGCUUAUGAAGAAAUUAGUGCUAAAAAUGAAAAAGAAUUUGAAGAUGGUUAUUUAAAAGUUGAAUUAGCUCGACGUUUACUUGAUGAAUAUCCUCUAUUAAAAGAUAAUAAUGUUAAACGAAAUGAAAUUCGUGAUCAUAUUAUGUCAAUUGUUAAAAAAGCAGAUCAAGGAAAAAGAAAACUUCUAACAUUUAUUGAUCUUUAUAGUGGAACAGGAUCAUUAAAUGAUUUUCAUAAAUUUAUUCUUUCAGCACUUUUACAAUCACAAAAAUCUGUAACUGGUAGUAAAGUUAAUGCUCAAUUAAAACGAAAUCUUGUAUUAACACUUGAUUGGAAUUUACCAGAUUUAGCUUUAUCAGAAAUUUUUCAACGUAAUGAUGAUAUAAGAUAUACUAUUCCAGCAGAAUUAUUUGAUAAAGCUGUACUAGGAAAAAAACUUGAACCAUUUGUUGAUUUAUUUCUUGAUCGAGAUUUUAUUUUACAUCGAUAUUUAAAAUCAGAAAAAUUACUUGAUUUAUUUAAUAAAGCAAAAGAUAAAGAAUUUUUAACAACAACAUCACUUGAAGGCAUUCUUGGCUUGACUGGAGAUGAUGAAGAAGUGCCAACAGAUUUUGUUGAAAAUGGUCUUAAUAAAAUUGUUAAACGUUUAACUGAUAUUAGUCAUUUUUUUAGUAAACAUGAAAUGGAUUGUAAUGCUAUGGGAAUUUAUUUUGGUGAUAAAUCAGAUAAAGGUGUUCAACGACAAAGAGCACGAGCAGAAAAAAAAGCUCUUCGACAUUUCAUUAUUUAUGCUGUAUUAAUGAAUCGACAUCAAUUAGCAAAAAUUCUUUGGAAACGUUCAUCUGAACCAAUUCCAUUAGCAUUAAUUUGUUGUAUGAUGUUUAAACAAUUAGCACCAUAUUGUCAUGAAUCUUAUCAAAGAUUAUUAAUAGAAAAACAAGCAAAAGAUUUUUCCGAUUGUGCUGUAGGUGUUCUUGAUAAAGCAUUCAAUGAAGAUAGUAUGAGAACAUUUGAAAUGCUUGAUGAAAAACAUUCGGAUUGGAGUCAUAUGGCAACUGUUGAAUUAGCUUAUAAUGCAGAUAAUAAAGAAUUUAUGGCACAUGCUGCUUGUCAAAAAUGGGUUACAAGACAAUUUUAUGGAGAAAUUACACCACGUGAAAUUCCAUGGGGAUUAUUUAAAUGUCCUGAUUCUAUUAAAAUCAUAUCUAGUGCUAUUCUUAUAUUUCCAAUGUGGUUUUGGAUAAAUUUUUCUCCAAUUGGUCAAGCACCUCCGUCACCGACAAAACCAAGUGAUUUACAAAGUGAUGGAAAAAAAGACGCAAAAGUUGAUGAAACAAAAAGAUUAAUUGAACAUGCUGAUGAAGUCGACAUCCGAGGAGGGGCUAGCUUUUUUCAACGAAUAAGACGUCGUCUUUGUGGUGAUAAUUCAAAAACACAAAAAAGUGCACCAGUAGCAUCGAAGCCUAAUGAGAAGCAAAUGAGUCAUUUUGAAGAAAUCAAUGUUUUAUGGUCAGCACCAAUAACAAAAUUUUAUACAAAUUUCGUUGCUUACCUUGCGUUUUUAUUUUUUUUUACAUUGGCUGUUAUGUGGCCAUCAUGUGGUAACUUAUUACUUGACUGUGUUGUUUGGUUUUGGGCAGCAUCAAUUGCUUUUGAAAAUACACGUGUUGCUUAUGAAAAAUAUUGUUCUCAAAGUAGUUUACCCUUGCAACAAGCAGUAUUUGAAAUUAUGGUACAAACUAUAUUUCUAGCACUUUAUCUUGGUGUUAGAAUUAUUGGUUUAUGGAAUUUUGGAACUUGUCAUAUUUUACCAGCAAAAGCAAUCUUAGGUUUCGGAUUAAUUUAUUAUUAUUAUCGAAUGUUAUUUAUAUUUUUACCGAUAAGUCCAAAACUUGGUCCGAUGAUGAUUCGACUUCAACGGAUGGUCAUGGAUGAUUUUUUUUCAUUUCUACAAUUAUUUGUGAUAUUUAUGAUAUCAUCUGGUGUUGCGAUAACAGCUGUACUUUAUCCACAUCAUCCACUUAAUUUAGAUUUAUUUACAAGAGCUUUUGUAUUUCGUGGUUUAAUGGCAUUAUUUAGUAGUGAAAUGGCUGAUUUAAAAAAACAAACUAAUCCAUGCACAUUAAAUGCGACAAGUUCAACAGAAAAAGAAUAUGCUUGUCUACGAUUAUCUCAAGGACUUUCAUUUAAAUAUGAUAAUCUUCAUGCAUAUCAGCGAUAUGGAAUACCAACACCAGAAUGCAAUCAAACAUCAUGGAUAGCAUGGUUUUUACUUAUACAAUAUUUCUUUUUAGCUAAACGUUUUCUUACAUCACUUUUAACAGCUAUGUUUGGUUUAACCGGAGCAAGAGUACAAAGUCAAUCUGAACAAAUAUGGAUGUAUAAUCGAUAUGAAAUUGUUAUGGAGUAUGCUAAACGACCACGUUUACCACCACCUUUUGUUGUUAUUUCUUAUGUUGUUAUGUUAAUAGCAAGUUGUAGUCGUCAAUGUAUUCUAAAAGCAAAAGAAUAUUCUGAUAGAAAAAAAAAUGCUAAAAAUCGAAGUCGUACACAAACAUUAGCAACAGAUGGUCAUGAUGAUACUACAGAUGAUUUGAAAAAUACAUCAGCUGAAGAAAUCCCAGACCGUUCAUUAAUAGGACGUUGUGUUAAUUGUAAACCAUGUCAAAAUGUUGCAGUUAAGCAAAAAAAGAAAACUGAUUUGAAGAAUCGUACUUGGGAAGAUAGUGAAGCUAAUUUAUAUUGGAAAUAUAAAGCUAAAGAAUAUUAUGCUAAAACACAAGAAGCUGACAAAGUACAAGAGAAACUUGAUAAUUUAUCAAAUUGUGUAAUGACUAUACAAAAAGAUAUCGAUGUACAACGAAAAUCAUUACGACAAAUUAAUGAUCGUGUUGGUGCAUUAGACAGGUUAAUGAUUGAUUCACAUAUAUUACUGGAAAAAAUUCGUUCAACAAUUCAACAAGGAGAUAAAUCAUUACCUGAGUCUGACAAAUUUGUUCAUAUUUUAUCAAGAGAAUCACCAUAUAUUUAUACAAAUGAAGCACGAUUUCCAGUCACAGAAAGACAUAUUCCUUGGAAGGUUCAAUUUGAUUUAUAUGAUCCAACAGUAAUUUCAUUACCAAAAGAACAUGAAUGUUUUAAAGAUAGUGAACGACCAUUUGUUGAACUGGAUUUAUUAAAAUCAACUUCUGAUGAUGAUAAUAAUAAUAAUGAUGAUGAUGAUGAUGGCGAUGGACGACAAAUGACUGAUGGCAAAACUGCUGUGUCACUAGGUCCUAUUAAUCAACCGGAUUUAUUUGGAGCUAUUGAAGCACCAGUGGCAAUAGUAACAAGUGACAUUAAUAUUCCAUCUACAGACUUUAAAUGGAAUCAAAUUGUUGAAUUACAGCUAUCCGAUGGGAAAAAGAUCAUUAUUGAUCGAACAACUUGGAUAACAAGUUCCGAAGAUAAAACAUCUACAACCUAUCGAAUAGAUACUCAAUUAUCAAUACCUUUGAAUCCAAUGGGUCGUACAGGUUUACGCGGUCGUGGUGCAUUAAUUCGAUGGGGACCAAAUAAAUCUAUUAUGGCUGUAGUAACACGAUGGAAAACACAUCGUGGUCAAUUUGCUAUUGUUGAUGGACAAAGAAUUUUAGAAGCUUUAGUAUUUAAAGAUAAAUUAACAAAUGAUUUCAAAUUACCUGGAGGAAAAAUUUUAGGCAUUGAAUCUCCAUAUGGCGCUAUAUGUCGUAGUUUUAAUAAACUUGCUUUUAAAGAUAAUGAUUCUGAACAUAGUUUAUCAGUACAAGAAAAAGAUAUGAUUGAACAUUUUGAAUCAUUUGCCCAUUCGUCGAUCCUUACUUCUGAACCAAGUGGAUUUGAAUCUCAUAUGGUUUAUCGAGGAUAUAUUGAUGAUCUUCGCAAUACAGAUAAUGCUUGGGUAGAAGCAGAAAUGUGGAAUUUUCAUUAUGCUUCAGCCCUGUCAUUUCCUAAUUUACGUACAGAUGGUGUGGCAAUAUGGAAAGAUGUCACGAACAAUUCUCGAGGAUUUCUUAUUCAAACAUCAAUUUUACGCGAAAUAGCUCGAAUUCAUGAUGCUUAUUUUGAGUGA
Messenger RNA from Rotaria sp. Silwood2, 5166 nucleotides. The record is from the annotation of a GenBank genome assembly. Lineage: Eukaryota; Metazoa; Rotifera; Eurotatoria; Philodinida; Philodinidae.